CAAUAGAAACUUGUAACAGGGUUUAUUAUUCUGUGAAUAGUUGCGCAGAAAAUACGUGUGGAAAUAUGCAGUUUUAGAUAGAUCUAUUCCACGCAACAUAGUAUUAUAUUUUUUCUUCCUAUGUAAUAUAAGUCUUUCGUGUAUCGACGGUUUCUUUGUACUAUCUAUAUUGAAAGACUUUAUCAAGAACUUUGUUCCAAGCAAGAGACGACAAAUUUUGCUGAUAAGCCACAAUUGUUCAGAUAUGGAAGAUAUGGCACAACAGUCACAUGUCCAAUGUGUCAGUACACCAGAUGCAGAACCAAAUGGUGGUAUUUUUCCUAGUUCAAUAGAGGAACAAGGCCAUGAUCCAACCCGUGUAAGGCUUAUGUUAUUUGAUUUAUCAUCACCGCAAUUUAAAUUUGGGUAUUAUUCUCUAGGAAUAAUGGCAGAUGAACAUAGAGAUGAGAUCCUUUCAGCCCUUAUCAAAUUACAAAAUUACAAACCCAUUGGUUUUGUAAAUGAACCUGAACCUGAUGGCUCUGAACCAAUGCAUUAUAUGUGGUCUGUGCAGAUGAAAAACAAGGUUGCCAUAGAAGUGUACUUACUAAAUGAUGUCAAUUUGAAUGCAAACCAGUGCGAGAUAAAGUUUAUUUUACAAGAGCGAGAGGUCAAAAGAGAAACCAUUGAGUCCAAACCCGCCUACAGUCGGCUUCAAACAGAUAUAUGUGCUGAAGUUCAAUUCACAAUUCAGGCAAGAUGUGAUACGAGCAAAGGUGCACGGUUUAGAGUUGUUGUUCGGAGUGACAUUGAGACGAAAAGCAAGGACUACAAUUGUCUUUUCAUGCGUGAGCCACCUAAAUAUCGCGUAGACCGUGUAGCGCAUCCCGUUGUUACGGGACGGCACUAAGAUUCAAAGUAUUCAGUGGUUGUUCGGGAGAGAUAUUUUAUACGGAGAUGUAUUUUUUUUCAUACGACGUGAACGAAAACAAUGGACCGGGCUGGGAGCGCAUAAUCAAUAUUUUUUUUAAACAGCUGUCCUAAAUUUUCUGGAAGGUUCCCCAACACCAAGCCCAUCAAUCCUUCGCAAGAUUAGAUAUCAAAUAAGAAGUCUAUCUAUCCCAGUCGCCUUAGGGCCGCCAGGCAGGCUGUAUUACAAGACCGAAAUGCAUUGUUGUUGUGGGAUUUCACGCAAGCUUUCAUAGGCACAGAUCUAGUAUAGUCACUACGACGACCAACAAUGCAUUUCGGUAUUGAAAUAUACUGUCUUGCUACUGAGUUUCUGAAAUGGUUACCAUGUUUGCGUUCUGUUUGCAAUGCAUCAGUUGUUCAAUUUUCCAGAAAAAUUUCAUCUCUUGUAUAAAAUCUCUUCUCGUACAGCGAUUAAUAUGAAUCUUGCAAAGGCAUGGCGACGCAGUUCGUCCAACGCCACACGUUGACACGGCUACAUCAAGGCCGGAACGUCUGAGUGAUCUUCAGCGAUACUUCGGUCUGAGGCUUGGGAUUCCUGUCUUUUUACGGCGACCCAGAAGAGGGAAAAUGAUAGCGAGAGGACCUGUUUUCCCUCCUCGUCCCCAGUCCCUGCGGAUAUGAGUCGCCUGACAGAUCCCGAAGAUGUCGAUCCCGAACUAAUAGAUACCUCGUGAAACAGGUCUCAUUUGUAGAAUUAAAACUCGCAGAAAACACACGCAAAUAAAUAAACUUGCACAAAAAUGGUAAAAGUUGUUUC
Exaiptasia diaphana is the source of this 1708-nucleotide messenger RNA. RefSeq lists its product as uncharacterized. The transcript is spliced from 7 exons. Lineage: Eukaryota; Metazoa; Cnidaria; Anthozoa; Actiniaria; Aiptasiidae. The record is from RefSeq and is a predicted model, not a curated record. Bases 245 to 889 code for a protein of 214 amino acids.